Messenger RNA from Cucurbita maxima (winter squash), 370 nucleotides. Its product is annotated as cytochrome P450 714A1-like. The transcript has a single exon. The coding region runs from base 31 to 342 and encodes 103 amino acids. The record is from RefSeq and is a predicted model, not a curated record. NCBI's taxonomy places the organism in Eukaryota, Viridiplantae, Streptophyta, Magnoliopsida, Cucurbitales, Cucurbitaceae.
AUCAUAAGAAAGCUUAAGUUUUGGAUUGCGAUGGAGGGGGCUGUAAUUAGAGGCUUUGUGCCUGUUUUUCCGGCCGCGAUUGCGGUGGCGGUGGUGGCGGUGUUGGUCCAUUUGUACUUCUAUAGUGCAUGGAGGAAGACGGCGGAGCUGAGGAGGAAGCUGGGAGAACAGGGCGUGAUGGGUCCGCCACCGUCGGCUCUGUUUGGUAACUUGCCGGAGAUGAAGAAGAUCCAGUUGGAAGCAGCAGCCAUGGCUCCUCCGCCGCGUCAUGCGUCGGCGAUUGUGGCUCAUGAUUAUACAUCCACCGUCUUCCCUUAUUUCUUUAAGUGGAGGAAGCAAUAGGGUAUUUGGCUAAUACCCACUCCAAUUG